ACGUAAAUGCUACUCAGGUACAAAAUAAAAAAAAAAGAUUCUUAUUAAAAACAAAACAAAAAGUGACAUUCUUAUAAAAAACAUUAAGUCUCAACAAUCUUGACAAAUAAAGAUUUCUUUGUGAGCUUUAGUCAAACCGACACAUUUUUCGUGGACAUAUCUGUUACAUCGAGAACACAACCUCAUAUCGAUUUGCCUGUCUGUUUCGCAUAGGAAACAGAACCAAGACUCAACCGCAUGCGACGAUUUUUUUGGAGCAGAUUUUGCUUGUGCGAUUUUUUCUGGAGCAGAUUUUGGAUGUGUGACAUUUUUCUCAGCAGAUUUCGAUUGUAAGACUUUUGGCUGGGAAGAGAAUAAAUUUCUCGUUACUUCUUGGGCCCUUGAAUUAAUAGCAGGCUUUCUUUGUGACGGUGUAACUUUUAUUUCAGGAGUAACCAAAAAACCCAUGUCUUUGAAUGACAUAUCCAAAUCAUCAUAAGGUACUUCUUCCUCCGUAAUGUCCCCUGUAGAAGCAGAAAUGAAUUUGAUUAGUGGUUCGUUGUCACUUUCUGUGUAGGAGUCAUCAUGAAGGGAAGCUUCUGAUUCUGAUGAUGAAUCACUUUCCAGGUGAGCCCUAGCCGGGUUCAUUUGCUGUGCCUUACGUUUAACAACUUCAGAAUGUCUCUUGAAAAAUAACUUGAGCCAUUUUCUGCCUGCUAGUUGUGAUGUCUGUGAAAAUGGAUUAGGAAUAUUACGCGCCGUGACGUAAGAAAAUACACUUCUUCUCACUAUGUUAGGCGUUGAUGGCAGCCCAAUUUCUACCAGCCGAUGAACUCUAUUUACUAAAUCAUUCUCUUGCUCUUCUGUUAAAAUACUACGCCUGCCAAGACGUUUCCUUGCCUGCCAGCAUAAAAAACUGUAUAACAUACUAAAAUUUCAAGGAAAUCGGGAGUAUACAACCUAAAAUAAAUAAUAAGCACUUAUUAUUUUUAUAAAUACUAUAAUAAAAUGACACUGUCUAAUGGAUACAUUUUUAGUCUGGUUGUUAUUAACGACCUCUACGACACUAAUGGCUUAAUUGAAUUGAAAAAAAAACGUGAUCAUAAUAAAACGUCACAAUGUCAAAACGUACCACUUCAAUCUGUCUCGGAUUAACGUCAUUUUUCAAAUCAAAAUAAUAACGUCGUUCUAUCUGAAAUAUAUUUUAUCCUGUCUGAAAUUCAUCUAAUACCCACCUAUGGUACUAAAAAUUACUUUACCGCACUAAUAACCUUAUCGUUUAACCUUGAAGACAGCCAUAAUGAACUGUUAUAUGCUAUCCCCAAUGUGAAUGUUUCAAUAUCGCGGAGAGUUGUCAUUCUGUGUCAGUGAUUUUACAAUAAAAUGGAGAUUAAUUUUGAAGGAAAAACCGCUUUAGUUACUGGUGCGAGUCAAGGAAUCGGUAGAGAUAUUGUUAAACAACUUGUCAAGUGUCGUGCUAAUGUUAUAGCAGUAGCAAGAAACGAAGACCUUCUAUUAUCUCUAAAAAAAGAGCUACCGUCUAUUAAAACGAUCACAAUAGAUCUAUCAGAUUGGCAACUAACCGAGAAAACGUUAAGUAACGUUGGACCGAUAGAUCUUCUCGUAAACAACGCCGGCUUAGCGAUUUUGGGUCCAUUAACGGAAGUCCAAGAAGAAGAUGUUGAUAAAUUAUUUGCUAUUAACGUGAAAGCGUUGAUAAAUGUAACGAAAAUUGUAGUCCAAAAUCUAGUAUGUCGUAACGUACCCGGUGCUAUUGUUAACAUUUCUUCUCAAGCUUCAUUAGCCGGUUUAAACAACCACGCUGUUUAUUGUGCUACUAAAGGAGCAGUCGAUGCUUUUACAAGAGCUGCCGCUUUAGAAUAUGGACCGAAAAAAAUCAGAGUUAAUGCUGUUAAUCCAACAGUCAUUAUGACAGACAUGGGUAAACUUGGUUGGUCUGAUCCGGCUGUAGCAGAGCCUAUGCUACAGAAAAUCCCAUUGAGACGAUUCGGAGAAGUACAUGAGGUAGUUGAUGCUGUUACUUAUUUGUUGAGUGAUAAAGCUAGUAUGAUUACUGGGAGUUGUUUACCUAUCGAUGGAGGUUAUUUAGCUACAUAAAUCUAUUGAAGUUUUAAAUGUGUUGUGUAUUAUUUCGAUACCAAUUUACAAAAACAAGUAUUGAAUAAAAGUUUUUAUGUA
Molecule: messenger RNA, 2178 nt
Organism: Diorhabda carinulata
Lineage: Eukaryota; Metazoa; Arthropoda; Insecta; Coleoptera; Chrysomelidae
Product: L-xylulose reductase-like
Exons: 1
Coding region: 1363-2097 (244 amino acids)
Biological process (GO): xylulose metabolic process; glucose metabolic process
Molecular function (GO): L-xylulose reductase (NADPH) activity; carbonyl reductase (NADPH) activity
Source: RefSeq, a predicted model, not a curated record